Molecule: messenger RNA, 1290 nt
Organism: Dermatophagoides pteronyssinus (European house dust mite)
Lineage: Eukaryota; Metazoa; Arthropoda; Arachnida; Sarcoptiformes; Pyroglyphidae
Product: RAB11-binding protein RELCH-like
Biological process (GO): intracellular cholesterol transport
Cellular component (GO): trans-Golgi network; recycling endosome
Molecular function (GO): protein binding
Source: RefSeq, a predicted model, not a curated record
ACACAUGAAAACUCAUCAUCGAUUUCGAAAAAUCAAAUUUAAAAUAAAACAAAAAUUUUUUCAAUCAAAAAUAUGAUCACGAUUUAUAUAAUUGAUAAUUGAACAAAAAAAUGGAAACUCAAGAAGAACUGACAAUGACAACAUCAUCCACCAAAUCAAAUGUUGUUGUCGAUAAUCCGAAUGAAUCGACAAAAGAAUCUGAAUUAUCAAAUAUUGAUUCGGAAAUGGAAAUCUUUGAUCGAAUUGCUAGUAAACUAUUACGUUCUGGUUUUCUAUUGACAGCAUUAGAAUUACAUGCCGAACUUGUUGAACGUGGUAAAGAAUCAUCAAGAUUACGUGAUUAUUUUGAUAAUCCACAAAAUUUUGAAAAACAUUUUGAUAUUUCACCAACAAAUCGUCCAUCAACAAGUAAUGAAACAAUGACAACAACAAUGUUUCCGAAAAAAAUUUCAAUCGAACGAAGUCCAUCGGAAAAUACAUUCGAUUCAUUAGAUUCUACACAUUAUUCGGAUGAAGAUAUUGAAAGACAUAUUGGUGAUGAAAGAAUUGCUGUAUUGGAAUUUGAAUUACGUAAAGCACGUCAAACUAUUGAUUCAUUACGUGCUAGUCUUACGAUGACCACAACUGGACAAUGUUCAGAUAUGGUUGAUAAUGGUGGUAAUAAUAAUAAAUUACCAUUAAACGAAUGUGAACCACCAAAUAAUAAUGAUGAUUUAUUUAUCAAUGAAUCCAAAUUUAAUGAAUAUUCCAACAAUGAAUUUAGUAGAGAUUUUUAUUAUCGUGGUUCAGCCGAUGGUGAUUCAUGUCCAGGUGAAGAUGAUAAAUUUAGUAAAAAAUCAACAAAUUUAUCAUAUGAAUCAGGUACUGGUGGUGGUGGUAAUACAAUAAUUAAACCACAUGAAAAACGUGCACUGAAUUAUCUAAUCAAUGAAUAUUUAAUGGCACAUAAUUAUAAAAUAACAUCAAUAACAUUUUGUGAUGAAAAUACUGAUCAAGAUUUUGAUAAUUGGAAUGAUGUCGGGUUAAACAUUCAAAGACCACCGGAUCUUUUACGAAUAUAUCGACAAUUUUGGAAUAAUAUUAAUCAUCAAGUUCGUCAACAAUCAUCAUCAUCCGGUUCAUAUUUGAUGCGAACAAAUUCGAAUGCAACAACAAUUGUUAGCAAUAGCCAUAAAACAAUUAUCAAUGACGAUGAUGAUGAAUUUCUUGUCAAAAAUUAAUAAAAUCAAUAUGCUUUGUAAAUAUCUAAUGAUUUGGAUAAAUAAUGAUAACUCUACAACUACCUGAUGA